UUUGUUUCUGUUUCUAAACUAAAGUAACCUGUUGAACGCAGAGACAAGUUGUACGUGAACUUUUAGGAAUUUUACCGUGAGUUGUAGCUAGUUGCUAGUAAGUCAGCCGAUAACUUUUUUAAUGUGAACAUCAACUUGAGUCGCAAAACUGUGGUGCCUUGCUUUGGUGCAUCCUGCGAGUGCACGUAUUCAAUCAUCCGUCAAUCAUCAUUGCCCACGCGACUCUUCGGACAUAAUUCUGAGAAGUAGGUCGUUAAUUACGUGAUGGGUUUAAGCCACUGACCUAAACAAACUCGCAGAUGACUGGAACUGAAGAAUGCCUGUGCCUUAUUUGAACCCUUUAUAGGUCAUGAAAGAAGAAAGGACAGAUAUGAAAGAACCACCCCAGAAUGUGAACCUUUGCCAACCCAGGCUCGCAAGUGAUGAUGUUCCUGACGAAAAGCAAGCAAUGGCUGUGUCGCACAUCGACCCAGAGGAGCGUCAUCCGGUGUUCAUUAAACAGGAAGGCAGCUCAUCGGAUAAUUCUCUCAGCCAGGUAUCUAAUUCCAUUGAUUUAGCCUUACGAAUCCCGAAGAACGAGGAGGACCAGUUUCAUUCCUCAGAAGAAUGUACUCUUCAAAAUCAACUGCAACGGAAUUUUCAGACGGUCAUCAAGAGCAUAAUCAAAGAAGAACCAGCAGAUUUUGAAGAUGAUUCGUGCAAUCCUUUACACUCAAGUACUGAUAUUAAACUCGAGUUCCCCUCGCAGCUGCCACAACAUUCGACACUUCCUGAACAGACACCUGUAAGUUUCCCCUCACAGCUACCGCAACAUUCGACAGUUCCUGAACAGACACCUGUAAGUUUCCCCUCACAGCUACCACAACAUUCGACAGUUCCUGAACAGACACCUAUACCGAAGUCUGUUAUUAAUUUAAAUGAUUUGCGUUCACGAAUAAUGCAAAAAAUAACACACCUAGUUGCGAAUAAAGUAUGUAUUCCGAAACCCUCUUUCUUAGGUUUUCGCGAACCCCCUUCGUCACUUCUCCCAACUCCAUGUCAGUUGAAGGACCGUGCUGCCACUCAAGGUAGCCCACAAGAUCCGCUUUUCAUAGGCAAGAAGAAUUUUAUUAACAAACAAAUCGAUGAGCAGAAGGGCAAUCUUUGUUCUACCCCCUCCACGCAAGAAAACCCCCUAAAAAUAUUCACCUGCAAUGAUUGUUCUGCGGAAUUCACCACAAAAAGCAGUGUAAGUAGACACAUUCGUACUCGCUGUCUUAAGAAACCUCAUCUUGGAGCUUCGUCCACGCAGAAUGGAACUGGCAAACAACAUAGAUCAGAGCACAAUAGGGAGAAACCUUUUUCUUGCAGUGAAUGCUCCGCAUCAUUUGCCCUAAGAAGCAAUUUAACAAGUCACAUGGAUACUCACCUCGGUAAGAAACCGUUUAGAUGUCGUCGCUGCCCAGCGUCCUUUGCAGUUAGGAGCAGUCUUCGAGAUCACAUUUUGACUCACACCGGAGGGAAGCCAUUCUCUUGCAGUGAGUGUCCCGCGUCGUUCGCCCAAUUUCAAAACUUGAAAAUUCAUAUGAAUACGCACAGUUGUGAAAGGCGUUUCAGUUGCAGUCAGUGUUCAGCCACUUUCAAAACCAGGAAAACCCUUCGAACCCAUUUUUUGACUCACUCCCAAGAGAAACCAUUCACCUGCAACGAAUGCACCGCAUCAUUCGCCCUGAAAUGUUUCUUGAACACCCACAUGAAAACGCACGGGAGUGAAAAACGUUAUAGUUGCCCACAUUGUCCAGUUGCCUUCAAGUACAAAAUCUCUCUCAAAAGUCAUGUUUUGACGCACACCGGAGAGAGGCCGUUCACCUGCAAUGAAUGCUCUGCAUCAUUCCUCCAGAUUAGUCACUUGAGAUGUCAUAUGAGAUUGCAUAGUGGCGUCAAACCUUUUAGAUGUAGUUAUUGUUCAGUCUCUUUUGCCCGCAAGCUCACCCUUAAAACUCAUAUUUUGACUCACACCGGAGGUAAUCCCUUCUCCUGCAAAGAAUGCUCCUCUUCAUUCGCCACAGCAAGCCGCCUUAAACGUCACAUGUACGGGCACACCGGAGAGAAACCAUUCACCUGCAGUGAAUGCCCCAGCGCAUUUAGCUGCAAGAGUAAUUUAAAUGCACAUUUGCGCACACAUACUGGUGAGAAAUCAUAUAGUUGUAUUCAUUGUUCAGCUUCUUUCAUGUGGAAGAGUAGUCUCAAUGCUCAUGUUUUGACGCACACUCGAGUGAGAAAGCGGAAACGUAAAAAGAUGAAAAACUAAAAUGUAUUUACAUUCAGUUAAAUUGCCGACCAUCCCACCAAACUCUCCCACCAUCAAAUCACAAAGUGUAAUUUACACUGUCAAAUGCAUAAUCUAAUCACUGUACAAAAAUAAACAUGACGAAGGAACAUUAUUGAAAAUUAAGAAUUUUUUCAAAAAUAAGGACGUACAAUUUUGUAGCAUAACCAGAUGUCUAAUUAGACUUGGGAAGUGAGUAGAAAGCCAGAUUACGUAAGCAAUGAGCAAAACAAAGCAAGUUAUACCAAACAUUCCUUUAAAAUUACAAUGUGCAGUACUUGUCAGCGAGGCCAUUCUCACUGUUUGUGGAUUUCACCUUGAAUAUUGAGCAAUUAUACUCACAAUCACAUUUUUUCUGAUCACAA
This is a messenger RNA of Bemisia tabaci, 2673 nucleotides long. RefSeq lists its product as uncharacterized. Gene Ontology annotation, biological process: embryo development; regulation of transcription by RNA polymerase II. Gene Ontology annotation, cellular component: nucleus. Gene Ontology annotation, molecular function: DNA-binding transcription factor activity, RNA polymerase II-specific; RNA polymerase II transcription regulatory region sequence-specific DNA binding. NCBI's taxonomy places the organism in Eukaryota, Metazoa, Arthropoda, Insecta, Hemiptera, Aleyrodidae. The record is from RefSeq and is a predicted model, not a curated record.